Messenger RNA from Diabrotica virgifera virgifera (western corn rootworm), 7178 nucleotides. RefSeq names its product glucose dehydrogenase [FAD, quinone]-like. The transcript is spliced from 3 exons. The record is from RefSeq and is a predicted model, not a curated record. Gene Ontology annotation, molecular function: oxidoreductase activity, acting on CH-OH group of donors; flavin adenine dinucleotide binding. NCBI's taxonomy places the organism in Eukaryota, Metazoa, Arthropoda, Insecta, Coleoptera, Chrysomelidae. Bases 94 to 1983 code for a protein of 629 amino acids.
UACGAAAUAGAUUAAUAUAUUUUUUUCGAGGACAAAUAAAAGUAUCAAUUAGCAAAUACCUGUCUUCAGUGUAUGAAUGCAGUUGCUUAAACGAUGAUACUGUUCAAGCCUGUCCCGUUGGCGGUUUUUGCGUUAACUUUCUUUUCUUCUAAGGACUUUCGUGCAACGGCUAGCGAUAAGGUGUUCGACGAGGUUCAAUAUUACGAGAAACUCAUCACGGAUGAACUUCAAAAAGCUCUCAAUUAUGAAACGCCGACCAAUGCGAAGAUGUAUGAGCCGGACGACACCACGAUCAGAGACUUUGGCACGUUCGAUUUCAUCAUCAUCGGAGCUGGAUCAACUGGUUCAGUUAUUGCAAGCAGACUUUCAGAGGUUUCCAGAUGGAAAAUUUUAGUGUUGGAAGCCGGACACUACCCCAACAAUUUCACGAUGAUUCCAGGGAUGUUUGCGAUUCAGGCAAUGACCAGCUAUAAUUGGGGAUUCAAAAGUACGCCACAAAAAACCGCUUGUUUGGGUACGGUAAACCAACAGUGCAACACUCCAGCAGGCAAAGGGAUGGGAGGAACAUCUUUAAUCAGCGAGUUGGUCUACGCAAGAGGCAACAACAAAGAUUUCGACCAUUGGGCGCAGUUAGUUAAAGACACCAGUUGGAAGUAUGAAAACGUCCUUCAGUAUUUUAAGAAAUCCGAGGAUUUCGUUAAAACCAACUCAGAAGCAGUCAUAGAUUGGGAAUAUCACGGAACAGACGGGUAUCUUUACACCAACCACCACCAACCCUCAUCAAACUACACCAGGAUGUUUCUUGCAGCUACUAAGGAAUUAGGCAUAAAUAUUACAGAUUACAAUGGAAAAAGAGAAGUAGGAUCCACCAUAUUACAAUUGAACACCAAAGAUGGAAGACGGUUUGAUCAAGCAACGGCCUUUUUGAAGCCAGCAGCUGGAAGAAGCAACCUAUUAAUCUCACAAGGCAGUUACGUUAUCAAAAUCGAGAUAAAUAACUCUACAAAAAGGGCAACAGGAGUUAUUUUUACGAAAGACAAGAAAACUUACAGAGCAAAAAUUAGAAAAGAAAUAAUACUAUCUGCAGGAGUAUUCUCUUCACCUCACAUUUUAAUGCUUUCGGGAGUAGGGCCUAAAGAACAUCUAAAACGCUUUAAUAUUUCUGUAAUACAAGAUCUACAAGUUGGUAGCCAUCUACACGAAACAGUGUAUUGCGGUUUGCCAUUUUCUUCGAAUUAUACCCCACAAUCGAAACCUCUAGAAGAUCAAAUAAAAGAUUACUUACACGGAGUAGGAGAUCUAGCUGCUGCUAACAAGAUAGAUGGAGCACUCUUCUAUAACACAAAACUAGAACCAGACCACGAGUAUCCCGAUGUUGAAAUAGUUUUAUCUUCUUCCACUCCAUCUGCAUUAGGUCAAAAAUUUCAGAAUAUCAAUAAUGAAACAUGGAAUGCCUUAUACAACCAUACUAUAAACGGUCCCUUCAGCUUAACAGUUCUACUGCUCAAAAGUCGUUCACAAGGUACUGCGAGAUUAAAAAGCAGCAGUCCCUAUGAUUACCCUCUAAUAAAUUUGAAUCUUCUAACUGACCCAGGUCAUAAAGAUAUUGAUACAAUCUACGAAGGAAUACAAUUCGUUCUAAACCUAACGAAGACCAAUGCUUUCCAAUCUAUAGCACCAGUUCUGGAAGUUAAACAACUACCGACUUGCGCCAAUACCGAAUUUUUGAGCAAAAAUUUCUGGUAUUGUUAUAUAAGAACCAUGGGUAUGGCAGCUUACCACCCAGCGGGAACUUGUCCCACAGGGACUGAUCCUAAAGAAGGAGCUGUUGUUGAUCGGAACUUUAACGUUUAUGGUCUUAAGAAAUUAAGGGUGGCCGAUGCGAGUAUUUUUCCGUUCACUUUUGCAGGUCAUCCUAACGCGCCAUGUACAAUGAUCGGUGAAAAAAUUUCUGAGGUGCUAAAGUAUGAGUAUAGAGCAUAAGUCAUUUAGUAGUAUUAUUUAGGAGGCUAAUUGAAUAUGUGAUUAACAGAAUAGAGAUACAGUAGAAGCUCUUUAUUCGCGGGUUAUAUGUUCCGUAAAUAUGCCGUGAAAACAGAAACGGUGAAUAUGGAAUGGUAAUUUAUUUGAGGUUGUAGGGGAUACGUUCCUAGGUGAAGAAAUAAAAAAAGAAAAUACAUUAAAAAAUCAGUUUAAUUGAAAAAAGUUUUUGGCAAUACAUAUUGAUUAAUUACAUGUUAUCUUCAGGUUUAAGCAAUAGUUUAAAGAAUUUAGUAAUUUUCUCUUGCUUGGCAGUUUUUAAAAACUUCUUCAAUUCAAACUGAUAUUCAGCAGUGGCAUUAGCAAUUUGUCUCUUAAAAAUAAGAUUUCGUUCCAUGAUGAAUCAAUUUUCAUAAAGAAAUCACAAAGCUCAUUUGCCAUUCUUAAACCUUCACUAAGAUUGUUCAAAUUAAAUCCCACGUUUCUAGUGCUUGUUGAAGCCUCUUCUCCGAUGGGUUGUAAAUUUAACAUUUCCUUCAAGUCUGUAUCAGUCAAAUCUUCAUCUUGCCAUUCAAGCAACUCCUGAACGUCACUUGACUCUAUCUGUUCGAACCCACAUCGUCCUAUCCACUCGCAAUUUCUGCAAUGUUUGCAGUUAAAAGUUUAAACUUGCACAAGUUCUUCCUCAUUUCCCGCAGUCAGAACAGGCCACAGUUUUUUCCUGCAUGAUUUCAAUUUGUAUAGUUUCAGUUUUUGCAAUGAUUUUUUUAUGUUUACGAUGCAUUUUUCUAUGUCGAAUUUCUUCCAGGAUUCCAUAACAUUCACAUCAGGGUCACAUUUCAUAUUAUUCAGUACGUAUCAUUUUGAAAGUUCGUUUAAAAUAGAGCUUAAAGACCUGUAUUAUUCCUUGCUCCAUAGUUUGAAGCAAAGCCGUCGUAUUGGGAGGUAAAAAUGUCACUUUUAUAUUUGAAUGCAUAGUUUCAAGUUCGCGAGGAUGACCUGGGGCAUUGUCCAAAACUAGAACUGCUUUAAAGUCUAAAUUCUUCGAUUUCAAAUAAGUUUCAACUUCAGAAACAAAACAAUUCCGGAACCAGUCACAAAAAAGCGCUUGUAACCCACGUUUUCUUAUUGGCACGCCAAAACACUGGCAGAUCGUCCUUGUUUUGAUUUUUUAACGAACGAGGAUUUAAAGAUAUAUAAAGCAUCAAUGGUUUAAUAACACAAUCUCCAGAUGCAUUAGAACAAAGCAGCAGUGUAACUCUAGCUUUUGUUGCCUUAAAUCCAGGGGCACACUUUUCGCUUUUAGAAAUAAAUGUUAUAUUUCGUAUUCUCUUCCAAAACAGUGCAGUUUCGUCUGCAUUAAAAACUUGCUUAGGUGUAUAUUCUCCACCAGCUACCAGGUUCUAUUUUAGAUAUUAAUGUUUUUUAUUUAGGUAUAUGUAUGUACCGAUUCGAUCCGCAAAUUAAGAAAGCUUAGGCCGCGAAUAUAGGAAUUGUAAUGCAUUUUUUCAAUCCGCGAAUAGUGAAAAUGCGAAUGAAGGAAGUGCGAAUAAGGAGCUUUUACUUAGUUGUCGUGGUUCUGAUACAUUUCCUGUAGAACUUUUAUGUUAACUACUAUAUUUUAUGGGAUUAAAAUUUAGCUUAUGGCAUAAAUUAGAAACAAAUCUAUAAACUACAAACUUUUAAAAAGAGUAAAUUAUACAAACUUUACAAGAAAAUGAAGAAAUUACAAAUAAGUAUUAAAUAUAAUAUUUAUUAAACGUUAAUGUCGAGCUACGUAUCCAGUUUAUUGCUUCAGGGAUUGCUACAGACAAGGAAGUCACUCCAUGAUCCUGGAUAUGCUCGGAGAGGGCCUUCAGAAAUAAUGUAUUUUAUGGUCUGUCUUUCAUGACCGCAGUCACAACCUGGAGACUGAAUCUUAGUCCACUUUGUUAGAAUGUCAACACAUUUACCCCAUGCAGAACGAAUUAUAUUUAAUAUCUGCAUCCAGCACUGAUUCUGUUUAAUAUUUAAUACAUUUAAUGUAGCACAUCAUUCCUCAACCUCUGGCAACCACUAUAUACAGGGUGAGUCAUGAGAAACUGUACAUACUCCUACCUCGUAUAGAGGCCCCUAUGGGGAAUAACAAAUGACCAUUAAAAAGUGUCUGCUCCCAUUGUUUAAUAAUAUACAGGGCGAGUUUCGCAUUUUGACCGAAAUUUGUAUUCGUCAUAAUUUUUGAACGGUCAGAUCGUUUUGUCUCUUAUUUUGGUCAAUCGUUACACUAUUACCACCUAAUCAACUGAUUUAUUCAAACUAGAAAAAAAUCAGGUCCGGCUUUAAAAAAUUAGUUCGUUUGGGUCUUAGAAAAAAUUUCACCCUGUAUACGCUUUUUGAAAACUAUAAUAUGAAUUUUACAUAUUAGACAAAUAGGCAAUUAAAAUGACAUAUUUAUUUUUUCCCCCACACCAUUACUUAAUUUUUUAUAAAAAAAUCAAAUUUGAGUAUGAAUUAAAAGUUUGGUAAAGUGAACCAUAAAUAAAAAAAAAUAACUUUUAUUACAAAAAUGAAUUUUUUUGAACAAAUAUUUAACUUAUGUUACCACCCAAUCAACUGAUUUAUACAAACUAGAAAAAAAUCAGGCCCGGAUUUAAAAAAUUUGUUCGUUUCGGUCUUAAAAAAAAAUUUCACCCUGUAUACGCUUUUUGAAAACACUAAUAUGAAUUUUACAAAUUAGACAAGUAGGCAAUUAAAAUGGCAUAUUUAUUUUUUCCCCACACGAUUACUUAAUUUUUUAUAAAAAAUCAAAUUUGACUAUGAAUAGUUAAAAGUUUGGUAAAGUGAACAAUAUGUACUAGAAACCAGAUUUAAAAAAAUUAACUUUUAUUACAAAAAUUUUUUUGAACAAAUAUUUAAUUUAUGUUACCACCCAAUCAACUGAUUUAUUCAAACUAGAAAAAAUCAGGCCCGGAUUUAAAAAAUUAGUUCGUUUUGGUCUUAGAAAAAAUUUCACCCUGUAUACGCUUUUUGAAAACUCUAGUAUGAAUUUUACAAAUUAGACAAAUAGGCAAUUAAAAUGGCGUACUUAUUUUUCCCCACACGAUUACUAAAUUUUUUAUAAAAAAAAUCAAAUUUGUCAAAAUCGGAAUUUUGCCAUAAAAAUAAAAAAAAUAAACAACGUUUUUCUCAAAAUUAAAAGCUUCACCAUUUUUUUUUUUCUAUACCACGUCUAGAUCUAAAACCCAUAACACUUCUCUUUGGACUCACAGACGUGAUCAAAUAGAUAAAUCUUAAAUUUUUUCACUUAAUUUUUGCGAUUUAACUUUGCAAUUCACGAAUCUGCACCUUUUAUUUUUAAAAAUUCAUAACUUUUAUGAGAAGAAGACGGAAAGUCUACAACAAUUUUCAUAUUCAAAAUGGUAAGACAUAUUAUGUGCUGUAAAAUUUCAGAAAAAAAAUAUUAAAAUGGAACAGAGUUGUAGCGAGUUAAACCGUGAUUUCAUUAUUUUUUCAGUUUUAGGUUAAAAUUUCGAUUUUAACAAAUUUGAUUUUUUAAUAAAAAAUUAAGUAAUCGUGUAGAGAAAAAAAUAGAUAUGUCAUUUUAGUUGCCUAUUUGUCUAAUUUGUAAAAUUCAUAUUAGAGUUUUCAAAAAUCGUAUACAGGGUGAAUUUCUUCUAAGGUCAAAACGAACUAAUUUUUUAAAUCUGGGCCUGAUUUUUUUCUAGUUUGUAUAAAUCAGUUGAUUGGGUGGUAACCAUAGAGUUAUAUAUUAGCAUAGAGAGAGUGUCAUUCAGAGCGAAGUGACGACACCAUCUUUUUUAUUGGGAUUAGUGCUGUUUCACUCUUACGCAUAGUAAAGCUGCUACAGUUGUCCUCCUCUUCCGUGCCUACAUUCACACUAAAUGUCAUCAUAUAUUUUCGAUACAAUGUGUUAGAAAGAGAUGCAGCAAACCAGUCCAUGAGAUCUUGUCGUCAGGAAGCGCGGAAGGUAGGCUCCCUCUAUGUUAAUAUAUACCUCUAUGGUGGUAACAUAAAUUAAAUAUUUGUUCAAAAAAAAUUAAUUUUUGUAAUAAAAGUUAUUUUUUUUAAAUCUAUGGUUCACUUUACCAAACUUUUUAUUCAUACUCAAAUUUGAUUUUUUUAUAAAAAAUUAAGUAAUCGUGUGGGGAAAAAAUAAAUAAGUCAUUUUAAUUGCCUAUUUGUCUAAUUUGUAAAAUUCAUAUUAUAGUUUUCAAAAAGCGUAUACAGGGUGAAAUUUUUUCUAAGACCCAAAACGAACUAAUUUUUUUGAAGCCGGACCUGAUUUUUUUCUUGUUUGAAUAAAUCAGUUGAUUAGGUGGUAAUAGUGUAACGAUUGACCAAAAUAAGAGACACAUCGAUCUGAUCGUUCAAAAAUUAUGACGAAUACAAAUUUCUGUCAAAAUGCGAAACUCGCCCUGUAUAUUAUUAAACAAUGGGAGCAGACACUUUUUAAUGGUCAUUUGUUAUUCCCCAUAGGAGCCUCUACACGAGGUAGGAGUAUGUACAGUUCCUCAUGACUCACCCUGUAGGUCUCCUCCAUAUUUUUCCACUAUUCUCUUAUGCCUUCUAUAUCCAAUUUUCCACUGUUCUUCUGAAGUCCAAUCCACUCUUAAUCCAUCUUUUUGGUGGUCUACCUGGGUGUCUUUUAUCUUCUCUAGGUCUCCAUUCUAUGAGUCUUUUGGUCCACCUAUUAUCAUUUAAACGUGCUACAUGUCCAGCCCAUUUCCAUUUGGCUUGUGCAAUUUUUUCUAUUACAUCUGUCACUUGGGUCCUCUCUCUCACUAUCCUAUUUGGUACCAUAUCUCUUCUUGUAAUUCUCUAACAUUGAUCUUUCUAUUUUUCUUUGGGUUAUUCUCAAUUUAUUUACAGAAUGUUUAGUCAAAGUUAUGGUUUCGGAACCAUAAUAUGUUAUUACCGGCAGUGUGCAUUGUAGCAUGUAGCACACAACUUUCUGAAAUCCAAACUCUCAGUCAAAAUGUUGCUCCAUAUUGCCAAGUAAGAUCCUUUAUAAACAAACUGUUUAGAUUUAAUUUGCUAUUCUGAUUAGAAAUAUACCUCAAAUUGAAACCAAAGUAUUAUCUAUGUAACUAAAGUUCAAAAAUUAGUAUUUUAGAUUUAGUAAACAUUAAGAGUAUUAUUUGUCACUGUUAUUUGUGCCAGUUUUACCUAAGAUACGUUAAUAAAUGAUAAAAAUGAAA